This is a messenger RNA of Branchiostoma belcheri (Belcher's lancelet), 2187 nucleotides long. Its product is annotated as ankyrin repeat and SOCS box protein 7-like. The record is from RefSeq and is a predicted model, not a curated record. Gene Ontology annotation, cellular component: membrane; axon initial segment; synapse. The coding region runs from base 266 to 1132 and encodes 288 amino acids. Lineage: Eukaryota; Metazoa; Chordata; Leptocardii; Amphioxiformes; Branchiostomatidae. Gene Ontology annotation, biological process: negative regulation of delayed rectifier potassium channel activity; neuronal action potential. Gene Ontology annotation, molecular function: transmembrane transporter binding. The transcript is spliced from 5 exons.
ACUGCCGCUCCCACAGUCCUUUGCGUCAGAAGAUGGCGGGGAGUAUAUAAAAUUUUUGGCGCAUCCGCGGAUGACGCAGUUUUUGCGUUUUGAUAGCACAACAUUGCGGGAUACUUUGGCACAGGCGGUUCCAAAGAGUUGAGCUUCAACAUGCCGAAGAGUCGGCAGAAGCGUGACACGUGGAGCAAGUGUCCGUGGGCAGAGUUGGAGAAGGGCCAUUCGCAGUGGCAAUACUGCUGUGGUCAAGGACUGCCUGCAGAAGGGCAUGGACCCUAACAUGGUGCUGAAGAGUGGGAUGACAGCACUCCACCUGGCUGUCAUGUACAGGCAUGACAGGUGUGCACGCCUCCUGCUGGAAAAUGGAGCCAGAGCAGACAUCCACGAGGCUACCGGCGGCCACACCCCACUACACGGAUGUGCCAGAUGGGGCUACAUCCGCAUAGCACAGACCAUCCUGGAGUUCAACUCCUCCCGGGAGGUCGUCAACGCCCAGAACAACCAGGGCCACACCCCGCUGCACCUCGCCGUCGUGCACAAGGACGAAACGGUCGGCGUGGAGCUCGCGAGGGUCCUGCUUGACUGCGGAGCCAACUGGAACAUCUCCACCUUCAAGAGGGGCACCACGCCUUUCGUGAACGCCAUACAGUACCGCAAGCUCUUGUGCUUGCAGACUUUUCUGGAAAAGGGGGCCAACCCCAACCUGGGGAAGGGGUGGCCGCUGCACCAUGCCUCAGACACUGUCGACUAUGACCUGGCCAAACUGUUGUUAAUGUACGGGGCCAAGGUGGACGUCUGGGACCAGGGGGGCUUCAACCCCAUGUUUGGGGCCGUGUUCAAAGAUAACGUCAGGUUUGCCAGACUGCUGUACGACUUCGGAAUGGACCCGAUGAGGGUGUCGGAGAAGCUGAUGCUCUCGCCGUAUCAAGUUGCACUGGCAAUGUCCAAGAGGGCUGGGUCUACAACAGAGACAUUCAAGUUUUUUGAAAACAUCAAAAACAGACCACGGAGACUGCAGGACCUGUGCCGACUGUGCAUCAGGGACACAGUCCAACCUGGACACUUCCACUUGCUGUGUGAGCUGAAGGAAUACCUAACCCUGGUCAUGUACGAGUACCUGCUACACAAGGAGUAGGACGUUGGCAUCUUCAUUGGGAUAUUACAUAUUGCCAAAGGUCAAAGUUUUAACAGCACACUUCUGUAAGGUCACCUGUUAUUGAAACUUUUUGUGUUACCUUUUUUCUGUCAAAUGGAUUUUGUUUUUUAAUAAGACUGUAAAGUGUAAUAAUUUUUAUUACAUACUGUACAAGCAUUUUCCCUGUAGGUCCAGGCUUUUACUUACUGAGAUCAGUGUGCAAAAAAGCAGUCUAAGAGUGCUAAAUACAUUAAUCUGAAGACCAAUUUUAUUUUUCACUCACAUUAUACUUUUGAAGAAACACAGUUUUUAUUGAGGUGUACACGAAAUCUGAAUUUUUCUGGAUACAUUUUUGCUGACAGUAUUUGACACACAUUAACAGGAGAUUGACACUGCCUUGUCUUGAAGCAUUUUUAUUCUCCCAACAGUGGUAGAAUCAUUGCCACAAAUUUGAUCCCCCUCUUUCCAUUGUGUGCAAAGUGUAUAAGAAUAUAAGAAAAUUAGAUAAACAUAUUAUAUGAUCCCUCAUCAUUUUUUCUUGCUGUUAUCACAAUAAUUAUAUAUGCUAUAUAAACAUGUAUAUCACAUAAUAUAUACUUGGUAAACAAAUGUAUUUAUCAAUAUAAAGUAAAUUUAUAGCUGAGCUGAAAGAGACAUGUUUACUGCAUACACAAUCAUGUAAUAGUUUGCUUUUAGAGUGUGAAGUGACCAAAUGGAAAGGUAAAGACCAAAUGUUGACAAAUUUGUUUUAGUUUCCUGAUGCCUCUGCAAUAGAGUUCCUUGUCUGUUACCUUUCCUUUUUAUUUUAAGAGCCAAGAAGUACUGGCAUGACUGUAGAAGAAAGAAAACAGAAAAACUUUUUGAUGCCUGUAAAGUGUUAUCUUCAGUUCUGAGUUGUUUUAUUUCUUGCCAAAUGUCUCAAGUGCAUUAAUACAUGUAUUUGCUCAGCGUGGAGUUAUAAUGGGUGUAUAAGGCCACACCAAUUUAAUUUCUUGGUUAACAGAUUUUUUCUAGAAAAAUAAUGGAGCAGGAGGGCGAAAAAAAUAAUAAUAAAA